This is a messenger RNA of Trichomonas vaginalis G3, 1707 nucleotides long. RefSeq lists its product as uncharacterized. NCBI's taxonomy places the organism in Eukaryota, Parabasalia, Trichomonadida, Trichomonadidae. The transcript has a single exon. The coding region runs from base 1 to 1707 and encodes 568 amino acids. The record is from RefSeq and is a predicted model, not a curated record.
AUGGAUGUUCUUCAAAAAAUUUCACAAGCCCUUCAAGAUAAAGACGUAGAGAUAAAUGACAAUGAAAAGAAAAUUAACGAACUUAUUGAUACCUUAGCAACUAACAAUGGUUUUACAAAAUAUCAAGAUAUGAAAAUUCAAAAUUUAAUGGAAUACUAUGGAAAUAUUCGAGCUCAAAUUAUCCAAUUAGAUGCAAAUAAGAUAAAAUUGGAUAAUAAAACAGAAAGGUUCCAAUCUAAAAUUAAAUCAAUCGAAAUUAAACUUAGUCACUUAACAGAAGAGCAUCAAAACUUAUAUUUUUACUAUGAAUCACUCCAAAAAGAGCUAAGUAAUCAAGUAAAUGAAAGGAAUGAACUUAAAAAUAGGCUUGAAAAAGAGAAAAAUGACAAAUUAAACAAUAUUAUAAUUCUCAAGGUUUCAUUGAAUGAUAGGCUUAACGAAAUUAAAGCAAAAACAGCUACAAUUGAAUCAAUUAAAAAUGAAACAAAAGCUAAUACUGAAACAGAGAUUAAAAAGCUUGAAAUGAAGUCAAAAACUGACACAAAACUUAUGAAUGAAAAGAUCAAAGAAUUAAAAGACGAAAACACUCAAUUGCAAAAAGAACUUAGGACUAAAUCUCAACAAAAAGACAUUGAUAUUAGAACUGAGUUAGCAGAUUUGUCCAAGAAAAAGAAAGAAGUAUCAAACGAAAUGAAAGAUUUGAUUGAAGAAUAUAAAUUACAAAUAAAAAUGUUUGAAAAUGAAAAAAAUGACAGAGAACGAAGAUAUCAAAGUCUGCAAAGCAAAUAUAGUCACAUCAGAAGCUUAAGUAAUAAUAAUGAACCUAACAGUCAUGAAGGAACAAAUGAGAUAUUCAGAGCAGAUAAAAUGAGCCAAAGAUUUAAAAAUGAGAUUCUAAGAAAUAAAGAAAAAUAUGAUCGAUGCAAACUGCUUCUGCAAGCACUAGAAGUUGAUCAUAAAAGUAUAAAAGAAAAAAUAAAUAUUGUUAUUAAACAAAAGACAGAAAAAGAAAAGCAAUGGUUCGAAGGAUCCAAAAAAGUUGAAGAAUUUGAAAAAUCUAUGAACGAAAAGAGAUCAAAAUGCGAAGAAAGAACUAAUAGAUUGAAGCAGAAGUUAAUUGAAGCAAAAUAUCUUCUAGAGAAUGGAGACCUGCAGAUACAAGAGCUAGAAUUUCAAAGGAAAAAGUUAAUCAUUGACUACAAAGAAGUCAAAAGGAGAUCGCAAAAAGUUGCCAAUCGUUUUUCAUUUCUUCAAAAUGAAGUAAAUGAAAUGACAGAAAAGAUUAAGAAGCAGAGAGUAGAGAACAUAAAUAAUGCUUUCAAAGCACCUCAAUCUAAGCAAAAAUCAGAGCAUAGCUUAGAUUUUGAUUCUAUUAUAAUGGAAUCAACCGAAAGCACCAAACAUUUAAGUGAAAUCGAAGAUUUAGAGUCAUUGAAUAGUAUAGGAACACUUCCUGAAAUGAAUAAUAUUGUUAAAGAGGCAAAAGAUGGUUUAGAUAAGUUUUUGCAAGAAUUAGAUGCUGAAAGGGAAAAAGUGAAUGCCAUGAAAUCUGAAGGAUCUGAAUAUUAUAAUCUAGUUGAAAAGAAUAAAGAACUUAAAGAGAAGUCUGAACAUUUCAAAGUGAUGAAUGAAGAAAUUAUUGAAAUGAGAAAAAGAAAGAACUUGUUAACUAGUGAUUCAGGAAAGAAACCUUUAUCUAAUAUAUAA